CACAGAGCGAAGGAAGCUAAAUGUGAGUUCUCAUAGCUCCUAUCUGCAACCUCCGACAGACAGCAGAGCGGCCAAAGACACUCAUCUCCGUCAUCAUCAUCAUCAUCUCGCCUCUGGAUCUAGUCAAUCCACAUUUCUCGACCAAUGUUCUUGUUCAUCUGAAUCACGGGGAUUUAUUUUAUUUAAAUAUAUAAUAUAUCUUAAAAACGGGUCACUAUGAUUAUAUUUACAUUCCACACUAGAAGACGUUUUAAUUGUUUAUAUUCCUGGGCGUUUUGCUUGCAAACCUUAUUUUGGAUUUUAUGUGCGGUCUGCGGAGAGGAGCAGCAUUUCAGUGUAGAGUCCUGGUUACAGAAAUAUGGCUACCUUCCACCAACUGACCCUCGAAUGUCUGUGUUGCGCUCUGCACAGACCAUGCAGUCUGCUAUCGCUGCCAUGCAGCGGCUUUAUGGCAUUAACAUCACAGGAACAUUGGAUAGAAACACAAUAGAUGAUCUCACUUUAAGCUGGAUGAAGAAGCCUCGGUGUGGAGUGCCUGAUCAGUUUGGAGGAAUCUCCAGGUUCAAUGUCCGAAGAAAGCGCUAUGCACUGACAGGGCAGAAAUGGCAUCACAAACAUAUAACUUACAGCAUAAAGAACGUCACUCCUAAAGUAGGAGAAACGGAAACUCGUAAAGCCAUUCGCCGUGCCUUCGAUGUGUGGCAGAAUGUAACCCCCCUGACAUUUCAGGAAGUCCCAUACAGUGAGCUGGAGUCUGGCAAAAGGGACGUGGACAUUACAAUUAUAUUUGCUUCAGGUUUCCAUGGAGACAGUUCUCCUUUUGAUGGUGAAGGGGGAUUUUUGGCACACGCUUAUUUUCCUGGGCCAGGGAUUGGUGGAGACACACACUUUGACUCAGAUGAGCCAUGGACUUUAGGAAACCCAAAUCAUGAUGGAAAUGAUUUGUUUCUGGUUGCGGUUCAUGAACUGGGCCAUGCCUUAGGCCUUGAACAUUCCAACGAUCCCACGGCAAUUAUGGCCCCUUUUUACCAGUACAUGGAAACAGAUAAUUUCAGACUGCCUAAUGAUGAUCUGCAGGGUAUCCAGAAAAUUUAUGGUCCACCAGACAAGAUUCCACAACCCACAAGACCUCUUCCCACUAUCCCGCCACAGCGCUCAAACCCAACCCCGGAUCUGCGGAAGACCAAUCGGCAACCCAAACUACCACGGCCACCUUCUUACCCCGGUGCCAAACCCGACAUCUGUGAUGGGAACUUCAAUACUCUGGCCAUUCUUCGCCGGGAGAUGUUUGUUUUCAAGGAUCAGUGGUUUUGGAGGGUGAGAAAUAAUAGAGUGAUGGAUGGCUAUCCCAUGCAGAUUGCAUAUUUCUGGAGAGGCCUUCCUUCCAAUAUUGAUGCUGUGUAUGAGAACAGUGAAGGGAAGUUUGUGUUCUUCAAAGGUAACAAAUUUUGGGUCUUUAAGGACACAACUAUUCAGCCAAACUACCCUCAAGACCUGUCAAUGUUUGGCAGUGGAAUUCCGGGCCAGGGAAUUGACACAGCAGUCUGGUGGGAGGAUGUUGGAAAAACAUAUUUCUUCAAAGGCGACAGGUACUGGAGGUAUAAUGAAGAGGUGAGGGCCAUGGACCCAGGUUAUCCCAAACCCAUCACCGUGUGGAAGGGUAUUCCAGAUUCUCCUCAGGGAGCUUUUGUCGACAAAGAGAAUGGCUUCACAUACUUCUACAAAGAGAAGGAGUACUGGAAGUUUAACAAUCAGAAGCUCAGAGUGGAACCAGGGUACCCACGGUCCAUCCUUAAAGACUUUAUGGGAUGUGACGGAUCAACAGAUAAAGAGAAAGAAAGUCACCACCCUCAGGAUGACGUUGACAUCGUGAUCAAACUGGACAACACGGCGAAUACUGUGAAAGCCAUAGCCAUCGUCAUCCCCUGCAUACUGGCCUUGUGUCUUCUUGUCCUGGUUUACACUGUCUUUCAAUUCAAAAGGAAAGGCACGCCUCGCCACAUACUGUACUGUAAACGCUCUAUGCAAGAGUGGGUGUGAUUGGCGCGCUGUUUCCAUGGCAUUGGAAGUACCUGGAAAUGUAACAUGCAGACUAAUAAUGCUGUUGCCACGUGAGGAGCAGGCAUUUGCCCACCUCGGGGUGGUUGACGUAUAGUCCCUCACCUGUUCUGAGCAUGUGUGGGGAAUUCAACUAGGAAGCUUCCAUGAUACACAGUAUCCUCUGUUACUUCAAGUCCUUUGUCUUUCAUUGGCAAACCGUUCAGUAUCUUGGCCUUUUCUUAUUUCUUCUGCACGCUCAAAGCCCAUAGUAAACUUGCUGGCGUUAACAAGUUAUACUUUUCUAUUUAAUUAAAUUUUUUCAAUGUAUUAUUUUCAUGAAAAUAUUUCAUUUAAUUCCCCUUUUUAAACCUUUUUAAUUUUUUUUACUGCUUUUUGUUUUAAAGCAUACACCCAAAUAAAAGCUUUCUCUCCACAGAGGAUAACUUUGUUCUUUUUUUUUGUGGACUAUAAUCACUGCGUUUGAUCCUUUGCGAAUGGGAGUUGGGCUCUUUGACUGCUGUCACAGUCUGUCUCGAAACAGGGGCCAAAAUUCCCUGCAAUAUUUUAACAGCCUUAAUUACACAUCUUGUUUUCUUGUGUUUUUUUUAUACUGCUGCAUUCAUGUUUUAAAGAGCUGAUGGCUAUUUCAUGGAUGUGCUCUUAGUAUUGUUUGUUUGACCAGUAGACAUUGGUUUCCUAGUUUCCUAGGGUAUGGGCAAAGAUAUGCCAAGUCCAGUCCUAAGCGGGAAAAAAACAUCUUUAAAAUGGAGGUCUUUCAGAAGAGCAUUAAGUUACUGUAACUCCUUGAAAAAUGUAGUAUCAAUUUGCUUCAGAAGUUAAAAAGAUUCAAGACAUGCUUAACAGUUACAAGGCGUUUUUUUCAACCCACAUGAAGAGCCAGUAAAAGCAAAUUACAAUGGCUGAAACGUCAUACUUCAUGACAUUGUAUCAAAUGGCUUAUUAUACAACUUUACAGGCCUCCUCAUGCAGAUAUGGGCAGAUCACUCAUUAUGACCAUAGUUCUCUAGUACAUACAUUCCAACAUUCACUGUGCCAAGAUAGAUUCAGGAAAUGUAAUCUAAACUCUGGGUUCAAAAAAAAGAAAGAAAGAAAACAGAUAAAUUUGUCAUCAUAAAUAGUUUAAAUGUUGGUAUGUAUGUUUGGUGCAUUUUUUUCUUUAUGGGCGGUGGCACGUAGGUAUGUCAUAUUCAUUGUCUGGGGUUCUUUUUUCCUAGUACGAGGACACAGUUUUAUCAGACAUUAAGAGCUAUGGUACCACAACAGCAUUACCCUGUUGUGUUGUGUCUUGAGUACUACUAAGUACAGUCUUGUUUUUCAGUGCGCCUGUAGAGCAGGUUCUUGGUAGUAUUGUAAAAAAAAUAUAUAUAUAAAUGCAUAGUAACAAGCAACGGACUGCCAGCAUGACAGGACUUGUACACCAGUAAGUGAUUUUUGUUUUUGGAUAGUGAGGAGGGCUAUGGGGUAUGUCUCAGAAUCAGAACUGAGCCUAGUAUGAUAGCUUGUAAAUAAAAGAAAAAAAAUCCUUGAACCUAUUGUAGGACUUUGACAUGUUAGAUUAAACUGUAUUUUCUGAGGACAGUCUUUGUAUGGACUAUGUUAAAGGGUAUUCUUAUUCUCCUUGCUUGUUUUCUGACCUUCUAGCAGCUCAUUUUAGAAAGAGAGUGUUUGGAAGGGACUUCCAAAGCAUUAUCAUAACCAAACAGUGAAUAUCGCACCAAUGCAGGUUUCUGUAAUCUUCAUUUUCAGGGUUUUUAUUUUAUUUUAUUAUUAUUAUUAUUAUUUUUUUUAGAUAUAAGGAUACCUGCUCAUAUAUACCAGGGUUUGGUUCACUAACCCAGAGUUAUAUAAACAGAUACAAGUUAUAAUCAAUUAUUCAUAACAUUCUGCUUAAGAACUGGUGAACUUUGCUUUGAAAUAAUGGUACAGAUCACUGAGAGCUACAGAUUUAGUAGCUACCAAAUAAGAUACAGCUGUGGGGUUUUAUUGAACCCCAUGAGCUGUAUGCAAUUUGUUUUUUGCUAUUAGUGAACUGAUUAAUUGCAUCUUUCUAAUCCACGAUGGGUGCUUUUUGGUAAGGUUAGCAGUCAAUGUUUAAUCAAGAAUAACAAGAAGAUAUGAACAAAAUAAUAAUAAAUACAUUUUAAUUUAUGCAUGAUCAUAUAUAGCUUCAUAUAACUAAUGCAGCAGUGUUUAAAGAUGUCAUGUCAGACUUAGAUUGUGGUGCUAAAGUUCUGUUUCACUGGCAGAUACAAAUAAGUAUCAUCAUUUGGUGCUUACACUCAUUUGAAUUCAAUUAAAACUGAUUGAUUACACUCAAGGAUACUUAACAACAUGCAUUUAUUUCUGUUAUGGUUUAGUAGGUUGCAAUGACAUAUCACAUUAUUAUACAAAAUUAGUUAAUUUAUCUUCCUAAUGGAUAUAAACCAAUGAACUGUUGCCUGUUAGUUUUUCAUAAUAUCGGUUGCUUAAAAGGUCAAAGAGCCAUGGCGAGAUGUGAACAUGGCUGAUCAUUUGAAACAAGAGUCUUUAUGUUUACAAUGUCUAACUGUAACCCUUUGGCUGCUGUGGCUGCUCUCUGUGACAGACAUUACAAUCCUGAAUUUUCACCAAGCCCCCAUGGCAAUCAAAGAGUUAAGGGCUCUGCAGUGAUUGUUUUGUAUUUAUUGUUUCAUAUUUAUUUUUGGGGAUGGGCAAUUUUUUGUCAGCUGUGAGUGUCUUAAUUUUGGGGAGGGAUAAAUGGCUUUUUAUACUAUUUUCAUCUUGUGUAUUCAGCAUCACUGUUUCAUUGUGUUGUAUUUAAAGUACACCAUCCUGUCAAUAAAUGGAAUAUAAAGCUU
Acipenser ruthenus (sterlet) is the source of this 4898-nucleotide messenger RNA. RefSeq names its product matrix metalloproteinase-16-like. NCBI's taxonomy places the organism in Eukaryota, Metazoa, Chordata, Actinopteri, Acipenseriformes, Acipenseridae. The transcript has 11 exons. Gene Ontology annotation, molecular function: metalloendopeptidase activity; zinc ion binding. Bases 217 to 2040 code for a protein of 607 amino acids. The record is from RefSeq and is a predicted model, not a curated record. Gene Ontology annotation, biological process: proteolysis; extracellular matrix organization; collagen catabolic process. Gene Ontology annotation, cellular component: extracellular matrix.